Molecule: messenger RNA, 1083 nt
Organism: Pseudovirgaria hyperparasitica
Lineage: Eukaryota; Fungi; Ascomycota; Dothideomycetes; Acrospermales; Acrospermaceae
Product: MAP kinase ClK1
Exons: 9
Coding region: 1-1083 (360 amino acids)
Biological process (GO): cellular response to oxidative stress; osmosensory signaling pathway; stress-activated MAPK cascade
Cellular component (GO): nucleus; cytoplasm
Molecular function (GO): ATP binding; MAP kinase activity
Source: RefSeq, a predicted model, not a curated record
AUGGCCGAAUUUGUACGCGCGCAGAUCUUCGGCACCACCUUCGAGAUCACCAGUCGGUACACCGAUCUGCAGCCCGUUGGUAUGGGAGCUUUCGGUUUGGUUUGCUCUGCCAAAGACCAGCUUACCGGCCAAGCCGUCGCUGUUAAGAAGAUUAUGAAGCCUUUUAGUACUCCUGUGCUCUCCAAACGUACAUACCGCGAGUUGAAACUCCUCAAACAUCUUCGACAUGAGAAUGUCAUUAGCUUGAGCGACAUCUUCAUAUCGCCGUUAGAGGACAUCUAUUUUGUCACGGAGUUGCUCGGAACCGACCUCCACCGUCUCCUUACCUCAAGACCCCUCGAAAAGCAAUUCAUCCAAUACUUCCUAUAUCAAAUAUUGCGCGGCCUUAAAUAUGUCCACUCUGCCGGCGUUGUCCAUAGAGAUCUGAAACCCAGCAACAUUCUCGUUAAUGAGAAUUGUGAUUUAAAAAUAUGCGACUUCGGACUGGCACGUAUUCAAGAUCCCCAGAUGACCGGUUACGUCUCUACUCGCUACUACCGAGCGCCCGAGAUUAUGUUGACCUGGCAGAAAUACGACGUCGAAGUUGACAUGUGGAGUGCUGGUUGUAUCUUUGCAGAAAUGCUCGAGGGCAAACCCCUAUUUCCGGGCAAGGACCAUGUCAAUCAGUUCUCUAUCAUCACCGAGCUUCUAGGAACCCCACCAGAGGAUGUAAUCAAGACGAUAUGCAGCGAGAAUACCCUUCGAUUUGUCCAGUCUCUUCCAAAGAGAGAACGUCAGCCACUAAUUAACAAAUUCAAAAAUGCUGACCCUGCCGCGAUCGAGCUACUGGAGCAGAUGCUUGUGUUCGAUCCGAGGAAGCGCAUAACGGCUGGCCAGGCCCUUGCUCACCCGUAUCUACAACCAUACCACGAUCCGACCGAUGAGCCAAUCGCCGAAGAGAAGUUCGACUGGUCCUUCAACGACGCCGACCUCCCCGUCGAUACGUGGAAAAUCAUGAUGUACUCGGAGAUUCUAGACUACCACAAUGUAGAUCAGGGUGUGGAAGGCGAAAACAGCCAACCACAGCAGCAACAGCAGCAGUAA